Messenger RNA from Cuscuta campestris, 1977 nucleotides. NCBI's taxonomy places the organism in Eukaryota, Viridiplantae, Streptophyta, Magnoliopsida, Solanales, Convolvulaceae. The record is from the annotation of a GenBank genome assembly.
UAUAAUUAUGAUGAGUAAAGUGGUCAAGAGAGACUAGAUCAGAUCAUUUACUCACUAGCUAAAUAUGCACAAGAAGCUAGCUGCUAGCCACCUUUGUUUUGAGAAGUUGCUCUCAUCAUGCAGCUUUUGAAUCACCGUCAUUUAUCUCAUCUUACACCCUUGUCUGAGUGAGAGAGGUCUUGCGUGAGUGAUUCUACCUUUUGAAACAAAUUUUAUGGUUUGGACUCUAGAAACAAUAUUUACUGUUACCAAAUAGCGAAAAUAGGAGAGGGCUCUGAAUGAAAUGUCAACUACUCCUAUAUAUUUUGGGUUCUCCUUCUCCCCGAUCGAGUCUCCCGGGCCUCUCUAGCUAGCUAUAUAUCCCAUCCAAACCGGCCGGCGAGCAUAGUUCCUAGCAAUGAACCCAUCAGACAUGGACGGAAUCGUCUACGGCCACCGCGUAUCUACGGUGGUGCCGGCCAGCAUAACCGAGGGGGAGGAAAAGAUGACCCACAAGCUGACCAACGCCGAUUUGGCGAUGAAGCUCCACUACGUAAGAGGGGUGUACCUCUUCCGAAGCCAAGCCGUGGAGGGGCUGAGCACCGUCCACCUGAAAGACUCGCUAUUCCCGUUGCUCAACUCGUACUACCCGGCCGCCGGCAGGAUCCGGAGGUCCCCGCCGGAGGGAGGCCGCCCGUUCAUUAAGUGCAAUGACAGUGGCGUCAGGGUCGUGGAGGCUAAGUGCCAGAAAACCGUCGAUGAGUGGCUGGCUUUGACGGCCGCCGGUCAAUCUUCGCCGGAUCCGUACGACCGGCUUCUUCGCCCGGAUCAUUUCCUUGGUCGUGAUGAUGACUUGGCAUUUUCACCACUUCUCUUUAUCCAGUUAACGUGGUUCAAAUGCGGAGGAGUGUCGGUAGGAGUGAGCUGGGCUCAUGUCCUCGGAGACCCAUUCUCUGUUUCUCAGUUUUUCACAAAGAUGGGACAACUGGUGGCAGGCGGCGCCGCCCACCUCCCGCCGCCUCCGCCGCUUCCAGUUCGUAUUCCGGCGGCGACCGCCGACAACAACAACCCUUCUUCAUUAGGCCGCCGGGUCCCCCCAGUUGGGGAACUCUGGGAUCUCGCCCCCACCUCCAAUAUGGUGACCCACACUUACCAUUUCAGCACCAAGCAAAUAGGCCAGCUGCUGCUUAUUUCCAAGUCUUUUUUCAUUGCGAUCGCCGCCGUGAUUUGGAAAUCUCUGGCUAAAGUCCGCCGCAGCCCGGCGGGGCUUAAGUCCGUCACCGUCAUCAAAGCCUCCCAUCGCGAAGGGAAAGACGAUCUGCGGCCGGCGGCAGGCAACUGGCAGGCGGCGAUCAGCGUGGUCAAAGUGACGAUGGAUGUCGCUGAUGCUGACGUGGCGGAGUUGGCGGAGAAGAUAUCGGAGAAUGCCAAGGAAGAAAAUGGAAUUAUCGAAGAGUUCGCGGGGUUGGGAGAAAAUAACGUGCCUUCGUCCGAUUUCUACGUGUACGGGGCGAACCUGACAUUUGUGGACUUGGAAGGGGCGAAGAUAUAUGAGUUCGAACUGAAGGGGCAAAAACCAAUUUAUGCAAAUUAUACCAUUGGCGGGGUGGGCGAGGAGGGGGCAGUUCUGGUGCUGCCCGAGGAUUCGGAAGGCGGGAGGAUUGUGAAUGUGACUCUACCCGAACACCUUGGGCAGGAGCUGGCGAAUGAUCUUAAGGGCAUUCUCGGAAAUUAAUUUUAUAUUGCACCCAAAUGGGCACCCAAAGCUUUGUUUGAUUGUUUUUUUUAUUUUAAAUACGAAAUACAAGUGAGCUAAAGCUUUUUAUUUCUUCCAAAACAGAUCCGCAAAUAAUAAGAAAUUGUAAUAGAUUGUUUACAGUAAAUUUACAUUGUGUUGGACUUGUUAUUCAAGAUAGUGAUUGCAAUUCAAGCAAGUUAUGCAUUGCCCUUUUAUAUACUCCGUAAUUACUUUGUAAUAAUUAAAAUCUUUCUAAAUUU